Messenger RNA from Recurvomyces mirabilis, 753 nucleotides. RefSeq lists its product as uncharacterized. NCBI's taxonomy places the organism in Eukaryota, Fungi, Ascomycota, Dothideomycetes, Mycosphaerellales, Teratosphaeriaceae. The transcript is spliced from 2 exons. The coding region runs from base 1 to 753 and encodes 250 amino acids. The record is from RefSeq and is a predicted model, not a curated record.
AUGUCUACCUUCACCACUCUCGCUCUCCUUGCGACCACAGCAUUAGCGCAAGUCACCAUCCCAGCAACCAAUGGCAGUCUACCAGCAGCAGUCGGUAAUACAGGAUGUGCCGCCGGCUACUACCCAGGAACCUCUCAGGUCAUCUACACGGUCCCAUACACCUACCAACAAGUCCUGUCUAUCAUCGGGAACUACACCAACUUGACUUGGUCCGGAUCGCCCGACAAUUCGGUCACGACCAACGAUUCCAAGGCGUUGAUGACAAACAACUGGGGCCCUGGCGAUGCGCGAUUCUACGAUAUCGCAGGCGCACAUGUCAUCGAGACAAUCCUGACGUACUCCAAGCCAGCAAAUGGUCCAUAUGUUGAAGUACACACCCUUGCACCGUUGACAGUACCUGCCGCGAAUGUGAGCUUCUACAGCGACUUCGAUGGGCAGGUGUACCAACCGAUCUGUGGCGGGAAGGCUACCACCGGCAACUACACGAUCAACUUCUGCGCAACCAACGCCUCAGUCGCCAGCCAGGUCCUGAGUAUGCUACACAUGACCGACGCUGUCACAGUAGGAACUUUCUUGGGUGGAAAGAACUUCACUAGCUGUGCGGCGCUAGGUGCCGGGAAUGCUACUUCGACUGGCUUGCCCAAUGCUACUUCGAGUAUGCCAGCUAUGUAUACGGGAGCGGCUGCGAAUAUCAAGGCUGGUGUCCUUGGCACGGCGAUGGUUGCGGCUAUCGCUUUUGCCCUGUGCUUGUGA